Erinaceus europaeus (western European hedgehog) is the source of this 5666-nucleotide messenger RNA. RefSeq names its product chromatin remodeling regulator CECR2. Gene Ontology annotation, biological process: chromatin remodeling. The transcript is spliced from 18 exons. The coding region runs from base 160 to 4455 and encodes 1431 amino acids. The record is from RefSeq and is a predicted model, not a curated record. Gene Ontology annotation, cellular component: CERF complex. Gene Ontology annotation, molecular function: protein binding. Lineage: Eukaryota; Metazoa; Chordata; Mammalia; Eulipotyphla; Erinaceidae.
UCUGCCGGCGCGGCGGCGGCGAGCGCGGACAUCGAGCGGCGGCCGGCGGGAUGGGGCGCGCGCGGGGAGCCCGCCGCCUGGCGCUGCGCUGACGGGGCCGCCGCCGCCGCUGCCGCUCCGCCGCUGGGGGCCGCCUGCCCGCCCGCGGCGGCCGCGGACAUGUGCCCCGAGGAGGCCGGCGGCGGCGCGGCCGGGCUGGGCGAGCUGCGCUCGUGGUGGGAGGUGCCGGCCAUCGCGCACUUCUGCUCGCUCUUCCGCACGGCGUUCCGCCUGCCCGACUUCGAGAUCGAGGAGUUGGAAGCUGCUCUGCACAGAGAUGAUGUGGAGUUUAUCAGUGACCUGAUUGCCUGCCUACUCCAGGGUUGCUACCAACGAAGGGAUAUCACGCCGCAGACAUUCCACAGCUACCUGGAAGACAUCAUCAACUACCGCUGGGAGUUAGAGGAAGGCAAGCCCAACCCGCUUCGAGAAGCCAACUUCCAGGACCUGCCCCUGCGCACCCGUGUGGAGAUCCUGCACCGGCUCUGCGACUACCGCCUGGAUGCUGAUGAUGUCUUUGACCUUCUCAAGGGUCUCGAUGCCGACAGUCUCCGCGUGGAGCCGCUGGGUGAAGACAACUCCGGGGCUCUCUACUGGUAUUUCUAUGGGACGCGGAUGUACAAGGAAGACCCGGCCCGAGCAGCACCCAAUGGCGAGCUCUCUGCCUGCAGGGAUAGUGAAGGACAGAAAAAUGCCUCAGCUGUUCCAGGAAAAACAGGGAAAAGAAGAGGAAGACCUCCCAAACGGAAGAAGAUACAGGAGGAGGUCGUAGUGAGUGAAAAACAGGAAGAAACCUCCUUGGCAUCCGAGCCUAACACAAGAAAUGGGUCUCAGGGGCCGGGGCAAGGCACUUGGUGGCUCCUGUGCCAAACAGAAGAAGAAUGGAGGCAGGUGACUGAGAGCUUUCGAGAAAGGACUUCUCUUCGAGAACGGCAGCUAUACAAGCUCCUCAGUGAGGAUUUCCUGCCAGAGAUCUGCAACAUGAUUGCCCAGAAGGAAACCCCUGUGCUUACCAGAAUAGAGAAACAGAAGCGCAGAGAAGAGGAGGAAGAACGGCAAAUUCUUCUGGCUGUACAAAAGAAGGAGCAGGAGCAGAUGCUGAAGGAAGAGAGAAAGAGAGAGCUGGAGGAACGGGUCAAAGCGGUAGAAGAUCGAGCCAAGAGGAGAAAGCUCAGGGAAGAGAGGGCAUGGCUGCUCUCUCAGGGAAAGGAGCUCCCCCCAGAACUUUCCCAUCUGGACCCCAACUCACCCAUGAGGGAAGACAAAAAGACUAAAGACCUCUUUGAGCUGGACGAUGACUUCACUGCCAUGUACAAAGUUCUAGACGUGGUGAAGGCUCACAAGGACUCCUGGCCCUUUUUGGAACCCGUGGAUGAAUCCUACGCCCCUAGCUAUUACCAGAUUAUUAAGGUUCCCAUGGAUAUUUCAAGCAUGGAGAAGAAGCUGAAUGGCGGUUUAUAUUGUACCAAGGAGGAAUUUGUGAAUGACAUGAAGACCAUGUUCAGGAAUUGUCGAAAAUACAACGGCGAAAACAGUGAAUACACCAAGAUGUCAGACAAUUUAGAGAGGUGUUUCCAUCGGGCGAUGAUGAAGCAUUUCCCUGGUGAAGAUGGAGACACAGAUGAAGAGUUCUGGGGCCGGGAAGAUGAGAAAAGGGAGAAGCGGCGCAGUCGUGCAGGGCGGAGUGGUGCAAAUCAGGUCUGGACACGGUCCAGGGACUCCGAAGGACCCAGCAGGAAACAGCAGCCUGUGGAGAACGGAGGGAAAGCUUUACCACCUGUGCGCCGACCUGCCUCUUCUGGGGAAGGUCCCAGCAGCAGCUCUACACAGCUCCCUCGGGACCCAGGCACCUCCAAUGGGCAAGGCUUCUCCCGCCCCCCACACUAUGGCGGGAUGCCCACCCAGGCCCCACUCUUGAACCAGGUGAGAUCAGCAGUGCCAGGACCGUUUGGGCCUCUUCGAGGCUCAGACCCUCCCAGCUUUUGCGUGCCCACCAGAGUCCCAGAGCCACACCCAAGGGAGCCAGGACAGCAGCACCCCCCUUUCCCCAUGCAGCCUUCAGUUGGAAUGAACAACCACCGAGGGCCCAGGCUCAGUGCAUCCGAAGAGAAGGCAGUGUGCAGGGGGCUGACACAUCUUUCCAACAUGGGCUCACAUCUCCCUGGAUCUUUGCCCCUCGGACAGAUGAGCGGCCCCAGCCCCGAUGGGAAUAUUUAUCCUCCAACUCAAUUCCAGCCAGGGUUUAUUCCUCCCAGACAUGGUGGGACUCCAGCCCGACCUCCUGACUUCCCAGAGAGCUCAGAGAUCCCUCCCGGCCACAUGUAUCGAUCGUACAAAUACCUGAACCAAGUACACUCUGCUGUCUGGAACGGGAACCACGGUGCUGCCCACACGGGACCCCUGGGGCCAGAUGAGAAGCCCCCCAUGGGGCCAGUACCCCCCCACCAGCCUCACCCUCUUGGUCACAUGAUGAGAACACCACUCCCCCCCACCCAGUGGACUGAGCAAUCAGGCUUCCUACCUCAUGGAGUUCCCUCUUCAGGGUACUUACGACCCCCCUGCAAAGCCGCUCCGCAUCAACCAGCGCCCCCACCAGCAGCCCCCGCACCCAACUCUCUGUUUGGAGCGCCCAGCCAGGCUCUGCGGGGGGUCCAGAGCGGGGACUCCAUGAUGGACAGCCCGGAGAUGCUUGCCAUGCAGCGGCUGUCCUCCCGCGUGUGCCCACCUGGUGUGCCUUACCACCCCCGACAGCUGACACCUCCUCACCCACCUGGCCCCUUCUCGCAGGCGGCUCAUGCGGCCUCCACCAGCCUGCCGGUCCCCAAGCCCCCCGCUGCCACCUCUGCCAGGACGCAAGACAGCAGUGAAGCACAGGAGCCAGCAAACGAUUCGGCCGACCACAUGCCUGGGCUUGAGGAGAAACCACCAAGCGUUGGUGCUUCGGAGGGGGUGUAUCUCAAACAGCUACCUCACCCUACGCCUCCCCUACAGACCGACUGCACCAGGCAGAACUCCCCACAGGAACAGGAAACAGAGGGCCUGGAGCUCAAGAAUGAGUCCUCAGAGCCUAGUGAUAGUUGUAAAGCAGCGAAGGGCAAGAACGCCUGGCCGUCAGACAGCAACUAUGGCAGCCUGGCAGCCCCAGGGUGUGUGCGAGACCUCGCCACACUGGCAGACCCAGGAACUCUUGCUGAGAACGGGGUGAUUGCUGAUGUCUCCCCCUGUGGAUCGGAAGCAAAGGGCCUUGGAUCAGAAAAGCCACUGUGCCCUAGAAGUAAAUCGGUACAAGAGACCAUACCAUGUUCAGGACAGAACGCCGCCUCACCAGCCACUGCAGACCCCGGUUUGAUGGGGGGCACACUGAACCCGUUCUCUUCCCUGUACGUGCCGGGCCUGGAGUACCCCAACUCUGCUCCUCACUACCAUCUCAAUCCAGGCCUGCGGGGUUUGGGGCCUGUGAUGGGCGGGAAGCCCUCCAUCUCCCAUCCUCAGCAUUUCCCCCCCAGGGCCUUUCAGCCUGGCACCCCUCACUCAGGGGUCUUCCCCCAAUACCGCCCCCACCAGGGGGUGCGCUACUCCUACCAGCCCCCCCCUCAGCCAGCCUACCACCACUACCAGCGAACUCCUUACUACACGUGUCCCCAGGGAUUCUCCGACUGGCAGAGACAUCUCCCGGCCCCAGGAAUACCAAGCGGACUCCCUCCCAGCCAGCCUCCCCCACCUCGGCCCAUCUUCUCCGAGAAAAGUGCCAUGGCCAACCUCCAAGGCUGUGAGACCAUGAACGCUGCCUUGACCUCCCCUGGCCGGGUGAGUGCGGCCGCUGCUAAAGCCAUGGGAGGAGUGGAAGGGCCGAACCCUGGGGUCGAGGAUGAGAAGCUGGACGAGUCGAUGGAGAGGCCCGAGAGUCCCAAAGAGUUUCUAGACCUCGACAACCACAACGCAGCCACCAGGCGGCAGAGCGCCCUCUCGUCCAGCGAGUAUCUCUACACGCCGCCACCUGCCCCUCUGAGCUCUGGGAUGGGCUUUGCUUCUCCCCCGUUCCCACCCCCUGCUGUGUUGCCCCCUUACCCCCCACAGCGCCCGCCUGGUCCCUUCCAGCCUAGGGCCUACUCCUCUCCGGUCCCCGCUCACCCACCCCACCACCCGGCAGCCGCCCAGCCCAAUGGCCUCGCCCACGAGGGCCCCCUCUACCGCUGCCAGGAAGAGGGCCUGGGCCACUUCCAAGCUGUGAUGAUGGAGCAAAUGGGCACCGGCGGUGGCAUGCGAGCUCCAUGCCAGGAGAUGUAUAGGCCGUCCGGAUUGCAGAUGCAGCCGGGCCCACCGCAGUCCUCGUUCCCAAAGACCCCAGCAUCAGCAGCGUCACAGGAAGAGCUGCCACCACACAAGCCCCUGACGAUUCCUCUAGACCAGAGUUAGUCCAAGGAGAUGAAAGCUGCGCAUGAAGACUAGAGGCUGGAGCGUGUGGGACGUGGCCCCACACCCCUUUCUGCCCUCGCCGUGCCCUCCACCGAAUCUCGAGGCCCCAGCAGCCCUGCUCCACAGACCACCAGCACAGCCUGCAGAGGUCCCGACUUGGGAAGGCAUUGCCCUCCCUCACAGCUCACAGACAGUGCGAAGGGAACGGCGGUAGCCUUCCCCAGCCUUGAGACUCUUGUUCAGGGAAAAGCCUCUUAGACUGUGGAGAGGCCCACUUAGGAACAGAGCCAUGCUCGCUAGUGCACGAGCGGCUCAACUCAGGUAUAUCUAUUUGGGAAGGGACUCCUUGUAGUAUUAACAUGUUCAGAGCUGGGUCCAGUUUACAGAUUUUUCAUGUUGCCUUUAAAAUGAGUCUUGUUGGUGGUGAAUGUAUUGUAUGGAGUGGGGGGGCUGGCGGGGGGCGGAGAGCUGGGAACACUAGCUGCGGCAGGCACAGAGCACUGGAGUGACCUGACUGUUUACAAUCAUGUCACACUGCAGACACUCAGGAGCGGGGUCUGAGAAUAGGAGAGCUCUGCUCUUGGCAGAAGCCACUGUCUUUCUCAGUGGUUCCCCCCCACCCAUCCCCUCCGGUCAACCUCAGGGUGUGCUUGCACUGCACCUGCCCCUUCAGUGCCUCAGUAUGGAGGCAGAGUGCUCUCACACCUCCUCCUGGAAGUCUCGGCCCAGAAGACUGGCUGCCCAAGUCCUGAAUUGGAGAGAGCAGUGCCCUUCCUGAUUUGGCCCACCAGCCCUCCCAGAUAACUGUAAACCAGCACCAGGAAUUGGGAUCACUAGAGUGUUUGGCUCCUUAGAAGACAAGGCGCACAGUCCUCUCCUAGGCCUGCUGGGCCUGACAUCUAGAAGGCAUCCCAUAGAGCUUUCUGGCACGAAUCACAUUUUACGGAAAUGACUACUCAGGUUUGUAUGUUAGUACCAAUAAAGAUAUUGCACAGUUUUUGAAUAGGAGAAAUGUAUUCUGUAGGUUUACGGAUGAUUGUAGGGAUAUUUCCAUAUUUAGUUUUCUUCAUUUCAAGUGAAUGGUAGGUAGUAAAAAUAAGUCACAGUGAGUUGAAGUAGCUGUCAAGAACAAGUUUUUGGAAAUCAUUUCUCAUACCUGUGAUAGCAAACGUGUUUUACAGUAUUAAAUUACUUGAUGGCAGUUUUAGAAG